CUACAGCUGUUGUUUGAAUUGACAUUUCCAGAAUUCGAGUCCAGGAAUAAAUUGCGUUUGCGAAUUCGUGGUUUUGAUUUAAUUGCUGCAUUGCAUUAUUUAAUAUUAACUAAUUAAGUAAUGACUGAUAUACAAAGUGUUUUUAAACAACAAUGCAUAGUGCCUGAUGUAUUAACUAUAGCACCUUCAGAGCCAAUAAGCAUCCAAUAUCCUAGCGGAGUAACAGUUGAUAUGGGAAAAGAAUUAACUCCCACUCAAGUAAAAGAUAAACCCGUUGUAAAAUGGGCAGCUAAAGAUUCUGAAUACUAUACUCUAGCAUUGGUAGAUCCAGAUGCACCGAGUCGAGAAAAUCCCAAGUUUAGAGAAUGGCACCACUGGCUCGUUGGUAACAUUUUGGGAGGUGAUAUGAAUAAAGGUGAAGUAUUGUCCGAUUAUAUUGGAGCUGGACCACCAAAAGGAACGGGAUUACAUCGAUACAUAUUUUUGGUAUACAAGCAACAAGAAAAAUGUGAUUUUUCAAAGGUGCCUAAGCUUCCAAAUAACUCUGGUGACAAAAGAGGAAAAUUUUCCAUUAGCAAGUUUGCUCAGCAAUUUAAGUUGGGUACGCCAGUUGCUGGAAAUUUUUACGUGGCCAAAUAUGAUGAUUAUGUACCAAAGCUGUAUGCAAAGCUGAAAGGUUAAUCAAAAACCAAAAUCAAUUAAAUACAUUAAAUAAAAACCGGUAUUUAUCGAAACAUGCCUAGAGUUCUGGGCAGCUUUUGCUAGAAAAAAAAUAAUUGUCUAUGGUCGAUCGAUAAUUAUUUCCGCCUCCGCGUGACAAUCUCAUUUUUUGGUCAAGUCGAAGUCGCCAUAUCACAUCAUCCGCCAUUACACUUUGGAGUUUGCGUAAAUUGGUCGUUGCACUGUCUGCGUCACUAGAGUCUACAUUCUAGAACCGCAUCAUCAGUGACAUUUUUCAGUGUUCGUGCGUCGUAUCGCAGAGUUUCGUUAGAACAAAGAGUAGUGACGUUCAAUCGUAUGUCCAUCCAGAAUCUCAA
Maniola jurtina (meadow brown) is the source of this 1037-nucleotide messenger RNA. RefSeq names its product protein D2-like. Lineage: Eukaryota; Metazoa; Arthropoda; Insecta; Lepidoptera; Nymphalidae. Bases 121 to 681 code for a protein of 186 amino acids. The transcript has a single exon. The record is from RefSeq and is a predicted model, not a curated record.